Molecule: messenger RNA, 376 nt
Organism: Drosophila pseudoobscura
Lineage: Eukaryota; Metazoa; Arthropoda; Insecta; Diptera; Drosophilidae
Exons: 2
Coding region: 61-297 (78 amino acids)
Source: RefSeq, a predicted model, not a curated record
UCCAGCAUCAUUGCAAGCCAAACAAUUCGCUUGAAAGGACUACUUCCAUCCCGCAACAAAAUGAAAGUGACUCUGAUCCUCAGCUUCCUGGCCUCCCUGGCCCUCUCGCUGGCCCUGCCCCAGGUGGGACAUGGAUCCAUCAAUGGACCCAGCGGCCGCUUUGCCAUGACCCGGGACUGGGCUUUGCCGCCAGUGGACCUUCAGAAGCCCAUCGUCUUUCUGCGCGAGGCCACGCCCAUCCACGAAGAGCCCCAGGAGUCGCGCUCCGUGCAGACACGACGACGCCAGAUUGCCUGAGCUCUCUCUCCGAUAGAAUGUGUUACUAGAAUUAAUAGUUACGUGCCAAUAAAUUGAUUAAUAUUAAAUUGUAUCCAAA